AUGACCACCGAGCUUAGAAAACGAGUCGUCGACUCGCCCAAAGUCUGGACCGUCCUCCUGACAAACACCAAAUACCUCACCGGGCUGCUCCUGCUCGACUACUCCCUCAAGCGCGUAAAAACAAAAUACCCGCUGGUGGUGCUAUACACCGACACCCUCGAGCCCGCGGGCCAUGCCGCUCUCGACCGCCGCCGCAUCCCAAAGAUGCGCAUCGAGUACCUACUGCCAAAGGCGUCGAAAGACUUUAGUAACACUCCGCGCUUCUACGACUGCUGGAGCAAGCUCCAGCCCUUCUCUCUCAUCGAGUACGAGCGCGUGGUCCAGCUCGACGCCGACAUGCUCGUCCUCCAGAACAUGGACGAACUCAUGGACGUGCCCCUUGCGGACAACAUCUUCGCCGCAUCGCACGCCUGCGUCUGCAACCCGCUCAAGAUCCCCUUCUACCCCGCCGACUGGAUCCCAUCCAACUGCGGCUUCACGCACCAGCACAGCAACCCGGACGCCGCACAGACCGAGGGCGCGCCGUCCACGACGGGGAUCGGCCAGUGCAACGGCGGGCUGCAGGUCGUGAGCCCGUCGCUCGCAAACUACGAGCUCAUCACCGCGGCGCUGCUGGAUCCGAAAAAGACGGAUGAGUAUGGGUUUGCCGACCAGACGCUCAUCUCGGAUGUGUUUGCGGGGCGGUGGCGGCCGCUGCCGUAUGUGUAUAAUGCGCUCAAGACGCUGCGGUGGUGCCAUAAGGAGAUUUGGAGGGAUGAGGAGGUCAAGAAUGUGCACUAUAUUUUGUCGCCGAAGCCGUGGGAGGAUAGAGGUAUUGAGGAGCCGACGCAUAAGUGGUGGUGGGAUAUGAAUGAUAAGAGGUUGGCGGAUGAGAGUGCUGCGGGGAUUGAGGCGGAUGGGUUUUGA
Molecule: messenger RNA, 906 nt
Organism: Morchella importuna
Lineage: Eukaryota; Fungi; Ascomycota; Pezizomycetes; Pezizales; Morchellaceae
Exons: 3
Coding region: 1-906 (301 amino acids)
Molecular function (GO): glycosyltransferase activity
Source: RefSeq, a predicted model, not a curated record